AGUGUGUGCGCCAAUAAAAUUAUGAUUUAAUUCAAGGUUUACAAAUAUGCCCACUAUAUAGAACAUUCUGUCAGAAAACAAGUCUAAACCCAAUGUCUCUACCAUAUAUGGUUGAAAAGUUACCGACGAUUUACUCUUGAGAAUUUAACCCCACAACACCAAAUAUGGAGCACAUACAACCAAGUGCGGUGCAGUCUAAACUAGCAAUGGUCACAGCAAAUUAUCGUUAUUAUUUCAUCAACACUGUCAAGUACAAGUAUAUUAAUGUUAUAAUAUUGUAGAGAACAAGCUCAUGAUUAAUUCUAUGUCAUUUUUAAUGACAUCAGGCAAAGAAAAGGACGUUUGGACAUGAAUUUCGUAGCUCCCUCUUGAAUUGACCAUUUUUCUCUCAACAUUCAUCAGAGGCUUUUAUCCAAAGCGAGUUACAAUAAAACGUGCUGUCGUUUAUGUAUGGGUGGUGACGGGAAUCGAACCCACUACCCUGGCGUUGCAAGCGUCAUGCUCUAUCAACUGAACUACGAAGGAGCACGUCAAUAGAAUGUUGACAAGCAAUUUUAACAGAUUCUAAAUGGAAUCAUAUAAUUCCAAACUAAUUUCUAUGGCAACACAGUUGUCCAUUUUGUAAACAAUCAUUUUCGAACGUGUGUUGCCAAGAUACAUCUAACCGACGUUCUAUGGAACGUUUUCUGUGCGAAAACAACAACUUGUGUUUGCUGCUGACAACAAACUGGAUUGAUUUUUCAGACCUGAGAACAACUGAGAACAAUCGACUGGAAAAUGCCUGGGUGCUUUUCAAGACUGGCGGAGAGAGGUUCGUGAUCGUCGACAGAUGGACAGUGACAGCGACUUCGAAGAGGAAACAACUGUCCUGGAUGAGGUCCAGUUGGAUGUGCCAUUGGAUGAUGUGCCAGAUGUUCCACAGCUGCCAGUCCUCCUUGAUGUCCAGAAUGCUGCUAUCAUCCUUGAGGAUGUGCCAGAUGUGCAGACUAUCUUUGAGGAGGCCACUGGCAAUUGGCAGUUGAUUCUGAUUAGGUUCAGCCCCCUGUACUGUGGGCCUGUUGUGAUCAGGAACAAUGCCGGUCCGGUGGUUAAAGCUUGGAGAACUUUCCAGUUCAUCAGCCCCAUCAUCACCUACAUGCGUGGGGGAUCCCAGCAGGUGGUGGUGAGGAUGCACCACGUGAGUAGGGUGAGAGGCCUGGAGACUCAACUGGUGUGGGCCAUCUCCAAGGAGACAGCCAGGCUUAGUCCAGAGGGCAUCCCCUACUGUGCCACCAAAGUGCAGUCCAUCACUUGGAUCCAGCGUGUGGCUGACAGGGUGACCCACUAUGCGUCUCACCUCCGCCACGAGACGUCUGUGGACGUGACGCUUGGCUGCUACCAGCAGACUGAUGUCUCAGUGGUGUACACCACUCUCCACAUGGGGCUGGACGGGCUUCUCUCCUAUUCAGCGUGGUCGGAGGCUGCCUCCUUCUCUACGCCCACCACUCAGCACUUCACUGACCCAGAGCCUGAGGGCCACAACUGCUAUGAGAGCUGGGAGGAGGACCUGCUGCCUGAGGAGAGGGAGGUUCCUCUGCUAAACCUCUACCUUACCACCAAGAGAGUGGAGGACAUCGCCCUGAGGCUCAUCUCCCUGCGCCAGGCCUUCACUACCCUGCUUGGUUCCACCCUGAGCAGGAACCAUCUGUUUGUGGCGGGAAAGGUCCUCCUGGGCGCACUGGUUCAGGCCAACCACAUGGACGAGGCCAAGUUCAUAAGUACCUAUAACGACUUUGUGGACUACCUGAGUGACCCCUCCAAGCGGAAUGACAUUGAGAGGGAGCUGGCUGAGGCAAAGAUCCAUCAUAUGAACAUGAUAGAUGUCCUCUUUGAGCUGGUGCUGUUUGGGAUGAUGACAGCUCAGAAGUCCCUGAUGGUGCAUCCUGGUGGGUUCGUGGAGCGUCUGUACGCUCUCCUGUACUCCUUCCUGCCCACUGCUGCCAACAUGGAGCCAGAGGCUGACAGAUACCUGCUGCAGCUCAGUGUAAGAGUCUAGGUUACUUCCUGUUUACUUCCUUUUCACUUCCUUAUUCAUGGUUUACAGGGUUUCAAUGCCAUUUUAGGGGGAGUAUUUCUGAUUGUCUCUCUCCUCUUGAUAAGCUAGUAACUCAGAGCCAUUUUCUAUGUGUUGUGUGGUGUUCUCUUCAGGGCGGGCUGAUGGCUCUGCUAGAUGACAUGUUUGGCCAGCAGCUGGCCUGGUACUUUAACCCAGAGUCUCUGGUCACUGAGCUCUCCAGCCUCCUGGAGUACCACUUGGAGAACCUCAUGGCCAGCAUGUAGUCCUACUGCAGGGACCAUACUCCUUUCUCCUUCUCUCUCUCUUUUGAAGGAAUUGAAGACUUUAAGUGCUUUGUUGAACCCUGAUUA
Oncorhynchus nerka (sockeye salmon) is the source of this 2406-nucleotide messenger RNA. RefSeq lists its product as uncharacterized. The coding region runs from base 830 to 2035 and encodes 401 amino acids. The transcript has 14 exons. Lineage: Eukaryota; Metazoa; Chordata; Actinopteri; Salmoniformes; Salmonidae. The record is from RefSeq and is a predicted model, not a curated record. Gene Ontology annotation, biological process: mitochondrial fusion.